AUGGAUAUCUCGAAACCCAUCGCGUUCUGUGAACACCUACAGCUUUCUGCCAUCGGCAUCCAACCCGCCUCUAUCUCGUUCCAGACUCUUACGCUAGAGUCCGACCACUUCAUCUGCGUUCGGGAAAAGGUCAAUGAAGCCAACCAAGUCGUCAUCGUAGACCUUGCCGAUGCCAACAAUGUCCUCCGGAGACCAAUCACGGCCGACUCGGCCAUUAUGCACCCCCACCAGAAGAUUCUCGCUCUGAAGUCUGGCCGUACACUUCAGGUCUUCAAUAUGGAGACCAAGCAGAAGCUCAAGUCUCACGUCAAUGCCGAGGACAUCGUCUUCUGGAAGUGGAUAAACGACUCAACCCUUGGCAUGGUCACCGAGACGGCUGUCUACCACUGGACUAUUUCCGACACAACCUCCCCUCCUCAGAAGAUCUUCGAUCGUCAUCCUACACUUGUCGGCGCGCAGAUCAUCAACUAUCGCGCGACGUCGGACGAGAAGUGGCUAGUCUUGGUUGGCAUUUCCGGAAACACGACGAAUCCCUCCGCGUUCAAAGUCAAGGGCAACAUUCAGCUGUACAGUCGCGAGCGCGGAGUUAGCCAGCCGAUCGAGGGUCAUGCGGCGGCUUUUGCUGAGCUCAAGAUUGAUGGAUGCACGAAGCCCACGAAGCUAUUCACGUUCUGCGUCCGGACGGCCCAGGGUGCCAAGUUGCACAUCGUAGAGAUUGAUCACCAGGCUCCGGACCCGCCUUACGUGAAGAAGAACGUCGAUGUCUACUUCCCUCCUGAGGCAACAAACGACUUCCCCGUCGCUAUGCAGGUGUCGAAGAAGCACGGCAUUGUCUACCUCGUCACGAAGUACGGUUUCAUUCAUCUCUACGACCUCGAGUCUGGCGCAUGCAUCUAUAUGAACCGCAUCUCGGGCGAAACCAUUUUUGUCACCGCCGAGCACGAGGCUUCCAACGGUAUCAUCGGUGUCAACAAGAAGGGUCAGGUGUUGAGCGUCUCGGUCGACGAGCAGACCGUCAUUCCCUAUAUCCUCACGACGCUCAAUAAUACCGAGUUGGCGUUUAAGCUUGCAAGUCGCGCGAACCUGCCUGGUGCCGAUGACCUCUACAUCAAGCAGUACCAACAGCUCUUCCAGAGCGGCCAGUACGGUGAAGCGGCCAAGAUUGCUGCGAAUUCGCCUCGGGGCAUUCUGCGUACCGCGCAGGUCAUUGAGGCAUUCAAGGCGGCUCCGUCGCCCCCAGGCGGCCUCUCUCCUAUCUUGCAGUACUUUGGUAUCCUUCUCGAGAAGGGCGAGCUCAACGAGCUCGAGUCCCUCGAGCUCGCCCGCCCCGUUUUGCAGCAAGGCCGCAAGCAGCUAUUGGAGAAAUGGUUGAAGGAGAAUAAGCUCACAUGCAGCGAACAACUCGGUGACGUCGUCCGGCCGUUCGACAUGACCCUCGCGCUUUCGGUCUACCUCCGCGCCAAUGUUCCGAACAAGGUGAUUGCAUGCUUCGCCGAGACAGGCCAAACCGACAAGAUCGUGCUGUAUGCGAAGAAGACCGGUUAUACCCCCGAUUACGUUGGCCUUUUGCAGAGCAUCAUGCGCGUGAACCCUGAGAAGGGUGCGGAGUUCGCGACGCAACUGGUGAAGGACGAGGCCGGUCCUCUGGUCGAUGUAGAGCGUGUCGUCGACAUCUUCAUGUCACAGAACAUGAUACAACCGGCGACGUCCUUCCUCCUAGAGGCGCUCAAGGACAACAAGCCGGAGCAAGCUCACCUGCAGACCCGUCUUCUGGAGAUGAAUCUGCUUCACGCCCCUCAGGUGGCCGAUGCUAUCCUUGUCAACCAAAUAUUGACGCAUUUCGAUCGCCCGCGUGUUGCGAAUCUUUGCGAGAAGGCUGGCUUGCUGCAACGAGCGCUGGAGCUGUACGAGGAUAUCGCGGAUAUCAAGCGUGUCAUUGUCCAUGCGACAGUGUUCCCUACCGAUUGGCUCGUGGAUUACUUCAGUCGUCUCACCACGGAGCAGUCAUUCGCAUGUAUGCAAGAGAUGCUCAAGGUGAACAUACGUCAAAAUCUCCAGAUUGUGGUACAGAUCGCGACGAAGUACUCGGACAUCCUUGGACCUGUCAAGUUGAUCGAGCUGUUCGAGUCUUUCAAAACCUCCGAGGGUCUCUACUACUAUCUCGGCUCCAUCGUUAACCUAUCUACAGACCCGGAGGUGCACUUCAAGUACAUUCAGGCGGCGACUCGCACCGGCCAGAUCCGUGAAGUCGAGCGGAUCUGCAGGGAGAGUAACUACUAUAAUCCCGAGAAGGUCAAGAACUUCCUCAAGGAGGCCAAGCUCUCCGACCAGCUCCCUCUCAUCAUCGUCUGCGACCGCUUCGACUUCGUACACGAUCUUGUGCUCUACCUCUAUCAGCGCGGCCUCACCAACUUCAUUGAAGUUUACGUCACUCGCGUUAACUCUGUCCGUACGCCGCAAGUCAUCGGUGGUCUUCUCGAUGUCGACUGUGAUGAGACAACAAUCAAGAGUCUCUUGGCCUCCGUUCAAGGCAACUUCCCCAUCGACGAGCUGGUGCACGAGGUCGAGACUAGGAAUCGUCUCAAGCUUAUCCUCCCUUGGCUUGAGGCGCGGGUACAGGCUGGUAGUCAGGACCCUGCCGUCUAUAACGCGCUGGCGAAGAUCUACAUCGACUCAAAUAACAACCCUGAGCAGUUCCUCAAGGAGAACAAUCUGUACGAACCGCUCGUGGUCGGCAAGUUCUGUGAGGCUCGCGACCCGUAUUUGGCCUACAUCGCAUAUGCGAAGGGCUUCUGUGAUGACGAGCUUAUCCACAUCACGAACGAGAACGCCAUGUUCAAGCAGCAAGCGCGUUAUCUCGUCCGUCGCCGCCAGCCUGAUCUCUGGGCGCAGGUCCUCCGCGGUGACAACUUGCAUCGUCGUCAGCUCAUCGACCAGAUUGUUGCAACGGCGCUUCCCGAGAGCACUGACCCCGACGAUGUGUCCAUUACCGUCAAGGCCUUCUUGACCGCAGACCUACCGCUCGAGCUCAUCGAGCUGCUUGAGAAGAUCAUCAUCGAGCCCUCACCCUUCAGCGACAACCGUAACCUUCAGAACUUGCUCAUGCUCACGGCUAUUCGCGCGGACAAGGGCAAGGUCAUCGGCUACAUCGACAAGCUCCAGAAUUACGACACUGCAGAAAUCCCCAGGAUUGCCAUCGAACACGGCUUGUACGAGGAAGCGUUCCUCAUAUACAAGAAGUACGAGCAGCAUGCGGAGGCCAUCAAUGUCCUUGUGGAGCACAUCGUUUCCCUCGACCGUGGUGUGGAUUACGCAAACAAGGUUAAUCAACCUGCGGUGUGGAGCCGCCUCGCGAAGGCACAACUUGACGGUCUCCGUAUCAAGGAUGCCAUUGACUCGUAUAUCAAGGCUGAGGAUCCCUCUAACUACGUCGAGGUCAUCGAGAUCGCGAGUCGCGCUGGCAAGCACGACGAUCUCGUUCGUUUCCUUCAAAUGGCUCGGAAGUCGCUCCGUGAGCCGAAGAUCGACACAGAGCUCGCGUAUGCUUAUGCCAAGACCGACCGCCUGCACGAUAUGGAGGACUUCCUGGCAAUGACCAAUGUGGCCGACGUCCUUGAGGUCGGAGAGAAGUGUUUCGAGGACGAACUGUACCAAGCUGCCAAGAUCCUCUUUACGAGCAUCUCCAACUGGGCUCGUCUCGCCACCACGCUCAUCUACCUCGGCGAGAACCAAGGUGCCGUCGAGAGUGCGCGCAAGGCGGGCAACACCCAGGUCUGGAAGCAGGUUCACGCCGCUUGCAUCGAGAAGGGCGAAUUCCGUCUGGCGCAAAUCUGUGGUCUCAACAUCAUCGUACAUGCGGAGGAACUUCCGGCACUUGUGCAGUUGUAUGAGCGUCGUGGGCAUUUCGACGAAGUUCUGUCUCUGCUCGAGGCCGGCUUGAGUUUGGAGCGGGCACAUAUGGGUAUCUUCACCGAGCUUGCGAUUCUCUACAGCAAGUACAGACCCGAGAAGCUCAUGGAGCAUCUGAAGCUUUUCGUGUCGCGUAUCAACAUCCCCAAGGUCAUCAAGGCCGCAGAACGCGCACAUCUGUGGCCAGAGCUGGUCUUCUUGUACAUCAAGUACGACGAAUAUGACAAUGCUGCUCUUGCGAUGAUUGAGCGGUCUGCGGAUGCUUGGGAGCAUAAUCAAUUCAAGGACGUCAUUGUCCGGGUCGCCAACGUUGAGAUCUACUAUAAGGCCCUCACGUUCUACCUCCAAGAGCAGCCGACGCUUCUGACAGAUCUCCUGUCCGUCAUGAUUCCCCGCAUUGAUCAUUCUCGUGUCGUCCGCAUGUUCGAGCAGAUCGAUCAUAUCCCGCUCAUUCGGUCGUACUUGAUUGCUGUGCAACAUCUUAACCUCGAAGCUGUUAAUGACGCGUAUAACAAGAUGCUUAUCGAGGAGGAAGACUAUAAGACACUGCGCGACUCGAUCGACAGCUUCGACAAUUUCAACAGCACCAAGCUACUCCGGGAGCUUGAGAAGCACGAACUCCUCGAGUUCAGGAGACUGGCUGCUCAUCUCUACAAGAAAAAGGGCAAAUGGGAGGAGUCAAUCGCAUUGUCGAAACAGGACAAGCUAUACAAGGACGCCAUCAUCACGGCCGCGGCGUCAAACUCGUCCGAGAUCGCUGAGGACAUCCUUUCGUAUUUCGUCGACAUCGGCAACAAAGAGUGCUUCGCUGCUACACUUUUCUGCUGCUUUGACCUCCUACGUGCAGACGUCGUGGAAGAGCUGUCAUGGCAACACGGUCUCAACGACUUCUACAUGCCCUACAAAAUCCAGCGUACGCGGUCGAUAGUCGAGAAGCUCGCUGCUUUGGAGAAAGAGGUCAAGGAGCGGUCGAAGAAGGAGAGCCAGAAGGAGCAGGAGGAGGCUGAGCGACCCCUCAUCGAGCCCGGAUUCGGUGGCAGGCUGAUGUUGACGCAAGGGAAUGGCUACCCCGUGCAAGCACCACCUCCAGGUAUGCUGCCCAAUGGUACAGGCUUCGGGAUUCCUCCUACGAUGACGGGCUUCGGCGGGUUCUGA
Dichomitus squalens LYAD-421 SS1 is the source of this 5064-nucleotide messenger RNA. Its product is annotated as clathrin heavy chain 1. The transcript is spliced from 15 exons. Gene Ontology annotation, molecular function: structural molecule activity; clathrin light chain binding. Bases 1 to 5064 code for a protein of 1687 amino acids. The record is from RefSeq and is a predicted model, not a curated record. Gene Ontology annotation, cellular component: actin cortical patch; clathrin coat of trans-Golgi network vesicle; clathrin coat of coated pit. Gene Ontology annotation, biological process: receptor-mediated endocytosis; intracellular protein transport; Golgi to endosome transport. NCBI's taxonomy places the organism in Eukaryota, Fungi, Basidiomycota, Agaricomycetes, Polyporales, Polyporaceae.